Lodderomyces oxycetoniae is the source of this 1749-nucleotide messenger RNA. RefSeq lists its product as uncharacterized. The transcript has a single exon. NCBI's taxonomy places the organism in Eukaryota, Fungi, Ascomycota, Pichiomycetes, Serinales, Debaryomycetaceae. Gene Ontology annotation, cellular component: nucleus. Gene Ontology annotation, molecular function: protein binding; cis-regulatory region sequence-specific DNA binding. The coding region runs from base 1 to 1749 and encodes 582 amino acids. The record is from RefSeq and is a predicted model, not a curated record.
AUGAUUGCAGAGUCAAAUACAGUGCUAGGUGAGCCACAAUUGAAGAAAUUUAAAAAUGAAGUUGUUUACUCGGCUCAGCUGCGGAAGAUAUCCACUCACACAAGAGCCAACAAGCAUCAUCCGUUAAAUGUUAGGCCGAGUGGGAAUUCAUUUUUUAUAACUGAUGUAGAACUUUACCAAAAAAAGAGAAAGGAUUUACUCGGUAAGUUGAGCAUACUUUCCAAUGAGACCAUCUUGCAAAUAAUAUCGCUCAUUGACGAUGUGGCCAGUUUACUAAACCUCUCGCACACUUCAAGAAUCUUUUAUGCACUAUUAUCAAAUGAAGAGAACUGGAAACGAAUAUAUAUCGAGGAUGUAGAGAGAUUCGAUAAUAAACCUUGGUUGGGUUCAUGGAAAAACACUGUAUUGGGAAUACCAUAUGAAUACAAUGCCAAUUUACGAUUGGAGAACAAUUUGCUUUGUUGUGAUGAAAUAUUUCGACCUUUCCAAUGUUCGCAAAUUGAUUACGCCAAGAUUUUUAGCAAAGUUAUUAAGGAGGAAGAAGGCUACCACAAAGACUCGUUGUUGGGACAGUUGGGGAAAUUGCCUCAUGGUAGAAUCAUGCGAGUGGCAGAGAAGGAAAUGUCCAUGACUUUAUUCAAUGAGAAAUAUCAUGCUUCUCCAUUUAUUUUGACCAAUAAUGAUUCAGCAAGAUGGCCAAAAUGGACAUUUGAUUCCUUGUUUAAACAAUUUCCUCAUGUUAAGUUUCGCCAAGAAGCUAUGAAUUGGGAUUUGGACAAAUAUUCGCAAUACCUAAAACAAAAUCGGGAUGAAAAUCCACUAUACUUAUUUGAUUGUAAUAGUGAAGCAACCAAGAUAUUGAAAAAGGAAUACUCCCCAUGCAAGAUAUUCCAAGACGAUUUAUUUAAAGUUUUCCAAACUGAGAAAUACAGUUGUAGACCAGAUUAUGCUUGGAUCAUUAUGGGAUCUGCACGUUCAGGGUCUACAUUCCAUAAGGAUCCCAAUUCCACAUGUGCAUGGAAUACAGCUAUUCAAGGCCGUAAAUUGUGGAUCAUGCUUCCUCCAAAUGUUCUACCGCCUGGUGUUUCAACAGAUAAGGAAGAAAGUGAAGUUACAUCACCCGUGGGUAUUGCAGAAUGGGUCAUUUCUGGGUUUUACAAUGAUACUCUUCGGCUUGAUAAAGCUCAAAUUGGAAUUACAUUUCCUGGUGAAUGCAUGUAUGUUCCAGCAGGUUGGUGGCAUAGUGUAAUUAAUAUUGAUGAUUCAAUUGCCAUAACGCAAAAUUUCGUGCCACGAGUGAAAUUAAGCCAUGUUUUGAAUUUUUUCAAGAAUAAACUGAAACAAAUUAGCGGGUUUAGAAUUAGAGAAGUUGAACAAUGUCUUGAUGAGGUGGCUCAAGAUUGUAAAGACGAACUGUUGCUAAGAUAUCGUGAUCAAUUGAAAAAAUUGAAGAUUGAGAACAAUAAUAAUAAUAAUAAUAAUAAUAAUAAUAAUAAUAAUAAUAAUAUUGAUGAUGAAGACUGUGGCGAGAUUGAAGAUUUACCUCAAUUGCCUGUGUUUGAACUAUUCAAACAAUUAUUGAUCAAUGAUGGGAAGCAAGAAUUGGUUAAUGAAGCUUUGAAGAUUGUUGAAAAAUGGGAAUUGAAAGCUUAUCAGAAUGAAACCGGAAAAAGCAAGAAAUGGGAAGAAUUGACGAAAAUGGAUAAUAGUAAUGGGUCUACAUUUUCAUUCAAAUUUGAUAAAGAUUGA